Molecule: messenger RNA, 5596 nt
Organism: Gasterosteus aculeatus aculeatus (three-spined stickleback)
Lineage: Eukaryota; Metazoa; Chordata; Actinopteri; Perciformes; Gasterosteidae
Product: tyrosine-protein phosphatase non-receptor type 12
Biological process (GO): protein dephosphorylation
Cellular component (GO): cytoplasm; nucleus
Molecular function (GO): non-membrane spanning protein tyrosine phosphatase activity
Source: RefSeq, a predicted model, not a curated record
UUGCCCACUCCGGAUGUACCCCACUAGCGAAUAACUAGCAGCAGUGUGUGUGAAUGUGGCAACCGAGGUAGACAGGGAGGGGUAGAUCGACUGACCGGACAAGGUUUUUUUUUUGUUGUCUUCGUCCUUUCUUUUUCUUUUCUCACAGUGCCAAGUGUGUGCUCUUUCUGUGACGCCACGGCGGUAAACUUGCCCAUAGACGUGACCGCCCGGCUGCCGUCGCUGCUCCUCGGGACGAACCGUUGUGAAAACAGCCCAGAAGAAAGAAGAAAAAAAGGGAGAAACAACAUGGGGCGAUAAUAAUAAAAAAAAGGUGUUGUGGUAUGGAUCGACGAUGAGUCUUUGGGAGGAUCCGUAACGCUUAUUUAUUUUUAUUUAUUCCCGCCCCAAUUCCCUUAUCCUGCUGUUCCUUUUUUUUUUGUUUAAUUUUUUGAAAUUUUCUCCUCCCUUCCUCAUUUGGGAGGUUUGCUAUUUUUUUUUCCAAGAAGGGAACAAGGCAACAGGAUACGCUACAAGAGGACUGAAGGAUGGACCAAGCCGGCAUCCUGAGAAAGUUUAUCCAGGGGGUGAAGGCCAUGAGCGAGGGGGACGAGGAGAGGGGAGAGGACAACUUCGGCAGCGACUUUAUGCGGUUACGACGGUUGUCGACGAAAUAUCGGACUGAGAAGAUCUACCCCACCAACGUAGGAGAGAAGGAGGAGAAUGUCAAGAAGAACCGAUAUAAAGAUAUACUGCCAUUUGAUCACACCAGGGUGAAGCUGACGUUAAAAACGACCAAUCAGGACACAGAUUACGUCAAUGCCAACUUCAUCAAGGGUAUGGACGGCCCCGAGGCCUACAUCGCUACUCAGGGCCCGCUUCCCAACACCGUGUGCGACUUCUGGAGGAUGAACUGGGAGUACAACGUAGCUGUUAUUGUGAUGGCAUGUCGAGAGUUUGAGAUGGGACGGAAAAAGUGUGAGCGGUAUUUCCCGCUGCUUGGGGAGGAGCCGAUGAGUUUUGGCCCUUUCAGAAUCUCCUGUGAAUCCGAGCAGGCCAGAACGGACUACUUUAUCAGGACUCUGACGGUGGAGAAUGACAACGAAACUCGGAGGAUAACCCAGUUUCAUUACAUGAACUGGCCGGAUCACGACGUCCCCUCGUCCUUUGACUCCAUACUGGAUAUGAUCGGACUAAUGAGAGAAUACCAAGAGAACGACGAUGUCCCAAUAUGUGUGCACUGCAGUGCCGGCUGUGGGAGGACGGGGGCCAUCUGCGCUAUCGACUACACAUGGAACCUCCUCAAAGCCGGGAAAAUCCCCGAAGAUUUUAAUGUUUUUCGGUUGAUCCAAGAGAUGAGGACGCAACGACACUCCGCCGUGCAGACCAAGGAGCAGUACGAGUUAGUUCAUAAAGCCAUCGCCCAGAUCUUUCAGAAAAAACUGCAGCUACUGGAGAGCCCGACUGCCAAGAUACAAGAAGGCAUGAUGACAAAAGAAGCGGCCCGAGUCUUAAAAUGCAGCGCUAACAACAGCAGUCCAGAUAAAGCAGGCCACCACUCGGAUGACGAGAGAUGGGACACGCCUCCUCCGAAACCUCCCCGCGUACGCAGUUCGCAGGCGGAGGGCGACGUGAAGGAGGAGAUACUCCAGCCCCCGGAGCCUCACCCCGUACCUCCCAUCCUGACCCCGUCUCCGCCUUCGGCCUUCCCCACCGUCACCAACGUGCGGCCGGACAACGACCGCUACCACCCCAAACCUGUCAUCCACGUCCUGGCUACUGCACAGAAUAAAGACGCGGACCAGCAGCAGUACCGGUCCGGCUGCAGUCCCAACAAGCAAACCAGUCCCGCAGAGCCGAAAGACCCAGAUCUACCGAGUCAGAAACCGCAGACUCAGGCCUCAAAUAAUGACCUCAAUGACUACAGCAACACGUUGACGUCCUCCGCCCAAAGCCAGACUUCCUCGUCGCCCCUCCCCCCGGCUGUUGAAUGUUCCGGUGCUCCCCGGAUCGAGAGGAAGCUGAGCAUCGAGAUCAAAAAGGUGCCGCUGCAGGAGGGACCUCGUAGUUUUGACACGUCCUCCGCCUCCGUCGUGGCGGGAGGAGGAGGAGGAGGAGGAGGAGGUGGAGGAGGAGGAGGAGGAGGAGGAGGCCCGGCCAACAGCGCAGGGGCCCUGCAGAGAACCCACGCCAUCAAAGCCCGCUCCGCUGCCUCCCUGCUGACGUCGAGCUCCUCGCUGUCGGAGGACUCGGGCACAGAGGGAGGGGCGGGCGGAUGCGUGGAGUGUCUCGCGGGCGCCCCGGCCCGACCGAACUACCUGCCCAUGACGAGCGAGAAGGGGGAGGCGCCCUGCGGAGAGAGGGCGGAGGCGAAGGCCGGCCAUGCGGCGUGGGCCCAGGCGGCCUGCAACAGCCCGGAAAAACAUUUCCCCAAAAGCACCUCGUCGCCGUCCUGUGAUCGCGUCGCUCCAUCCUCGUCCUCCUCCCACCUCUCCUCCUCCUCCUCUUCCACCACCACCUCCUCCUCAACAACACCCGCAAGGACUGCCCUGAGUUUCACCAACCCGCUGCACUCCGACAAUUCGGACGAGGAGGGGGACGGAGAGAUGUCCGUUGGGAAGGAGGGUAGUCGCACUAACAUAUCCACGGCAACAGCCGUGGUGACCACGUCGUCUCACCGCGGAGAGCAGCAGCCAGUCCGAAAGGUGUCGCCCAUGUCCAUCGCGGGGCAGAGCGCUGCAAACUGCUGGGACAGCGACGACUCCCCUCCCCCCCUCCCCAAGAGAACCCCCGAGUCCUUCCUGCUGGCCACAGACCCCCUGGAAGGGAAACCCUCGGCCGAAUGGGCCGCUUCACGUAAAGGCGUGUCGGAGUGCGUUAAGAAGACGUCUCCGACUGAUCCUGCAUCUGCUGGCACCACAAACAGCAAGGCUGACCUGGGUGGGGUUCGGUAACCGCUGCAUUCAGCCCAAAGGCCCCCGGGAACCCCCUCUGGAGUGGACAUAAUGGGGACCGUCCAUCUGCAGUGUCCUCCCCUGUCGAGAGAUCGGACCGUACCAUCUCACCUGGCUGGUCCAAAAAAAAGAAAAACCUAGUUGAUGGAUGCCACGCAGACAGACGGCACACUUUUACCCAGAAACGCCUUCUGUGUAACUCUGUGCGAUACCUCCUGCUCCUCCUCGGUCCUUCCUUCAAAGUGACUGUGCAGAGCAGACGAACACUUACUGGUCAAGUGGCAUGUCCACGUUUUUCUUGCUCAGCUCGCUGAUGCUGUUGGUUUUCUCUUCUCCUGACGCUGGAUUCCUGUUAGUGGUUAAAGAAUAACUCCUGUUUUCCGGUGAAAUUUGCUAAACAAAAACAUGCAUUUGAAUCUCUUGCUUCAGAUGUGUCAUGUAAAUCUGUGAGGCUGAAUGAAGAGAGAUGUUUAAGAUAUCUUUUUUUUUUUCAUUAUAAAUCAGGAAUUAUCUUGAAUCAGAAAAGCUACUGUGGGAAGCGGAUUGCUGGGGCUUAACUGAACCGCCAUCAGGUGUCUGCUUCCUUUCUCUGAACAAACAACAAUCAAAAAAACAAAGAUAAUGUGUUACCCAUGAUGCAACCUUUUCCGUAGGGUAUGUACAAGUCAGGAUGCUCCCUCCCUCUGUCUCUGUGCUGGUGCUGCAUUACGAAGGACCGGCAUGGAGGCAGGAGCCCUAAAGCUGAAUGUUAACAACCUUUUAACCGGUUUCCUGUAGGAUUUAUUCCUGCAUUGUCUGCAGCGCCUUCAGCUUCAGACUACUUGAUAUUUCUACGCUGAGCUCAGUUUACCAGAGACCUAGAUUGACGUAGUUUGGUCAUUGCGGUAGUCUGCCGGCUCCUUUUUGUUUUUUUAAACGUGCUGUUAUCAAAAAGAUAUUUGGGAAAUGAACUGCUAUGGGUUUGUUGAGAAGUUCCAUCCCACUCUCAUGUCUGUAUGUGCCACGGGAGCCAGAAGCUGCUUAGCUUAGCAUCUGGACUUUUUUUUUUUUUUUUUUUACACUUCAGUUUUUGCACUUAUGGAAUAAAUAACACGCAAAGCAUUAGUGGGUGAGCUGUGGCAGUGUGGGUCGCCGGACGUUACGUCUUGGCAAAACCUCGAGGUUUGGUGAUGACUGAUGCGUCGCGUUCACUAUGAUUUGCAAAAAGUUGAACCAAAGAGCGAUGUUCCCUUCUUAAAUUAUCAUAAUACAUUUUUUUUUCCUUCCCCCUUCCAGUUUUUUUCUGUUUUCAUUCUCCUCCCCUUGAUUGAUCCACCAUGCAGGUCAAUUAUCUUUGACUUGAUUAUCUUUAUUUUUAGCAGCCGGUUUACUCAGUGUUCCAGAGUAGACUCUUAUAGGACUUGACAGAUUCAUGUAAAGUGUGGUUUCCCGUGACAACAAGUUUUCUUCAAAUCGGACUUGUAUGGAUUUUAAUCUUGAGGGCCAAAUAAAAAUAAAGUCAUACUUUAUCUGCUUCUGUAUGUGUGAAACGAUGAUAACAGGGACUCAGGACUCCGGUUUCCUCCUCAUUCGCCUGCUUCAUUAGCGACCAUAACUAUCCGGUAUAUGCAUUGUUUUAUAAAGAUGAAGAAAAGUCUGUACAGGGAAUUUUCCGUAUAUAUUUCAGAUUUAUUAUCUCCUGGAUAUUAUUAUUAACAGAAGCUGUAAGAAAGUCCGUGCAUGAUGAUGAUUCCUCCCCUACGCAGCGUUUUCCUUCAAUCUGUAAAUUAUUCCGUUCUGCCGCCCGUUUUAGUUUCUUUGCUUCUGGCAAAUAUCUGAGGUUUGUUUUCAUGCCUUAUGUUUGGAGUUCAUGCUUAAAAAGAUGUAAAAUGUAGUUUUAAUUGGUUGGCAGGAGUAAAGCGUUGAGUGCCAUCCAGCCCCCUUAAAGAUAGCUACACCGCGCUUCGAAUAAGAUUGUAAUAAUAAUAUAAAUGAUGAUGAUGAUGAUAAUAAUGGUCAUUUUCUUUUGUAAAUGCUAUUUUAAAGUUAUUUUUGUAUACACUGUUUGUUGCGUCUCAAGUCCCACUUCUCUCUUCUCACACUUUUCUCCACCUUUUUCUUUUUUUCAGCUCUUUAAUGCAGAAUUUGAAAUCCGAUAGAUCCUCCCCACAAACCCUCCCUGCUUUUCUUUUAAUUUCAAAAAUCGUCGUUUGCAACACGCCUAUCUCCGCGCCAACGGAUCAGUACACUUGAGAAAUCCAUCCCUUCCUCUGCGGUGGGUCAAAUGAACUAAAUACGCUGAAUUACACUGUUAAAUGGACACACUGAGAAAACCAAACCAGUCUUUGAAAAGAUUUUCCAACGGCCCCUUCUCGUACACACUAGCCUCGAUCCCGGAGAAAGAGCCCACCUGUGCCUUUAAGUGAGAGCCCGGCCCUCGUCCUCGCUCCUCCAACCACCAUCAGCGGCGGGACGUGAACAAUGUGAUUUGUUCGCUGCUGCUUGCUCAACGCCUACUGUGGGACUCUCCUCUUACCCCCCCCACCCCCCAUCUCCCCACCCCUCCCUACACACACACACACACACACACACUCACACGCCUCGUGCCCUUCCUUACACACAUAAACACACAAACGUUUGUAUGUUGCAGAAAUCAAUCAGUAAAAAUGAACAUCAAGUAAAAA